This is a messenger RNA of Closterium sp. NIES-67, 1029 nucleotides long. The record is from the annotation of a GenBank genome assembly. NCBI's taxonomy places the organism in Eukaryota, Viridiplantae, Streptophyta, Zygnematophyceae, Desmidiales, Closteriaceae.
CACCCAGCACAAAUCCCCUCUUCCGCCUCCCUCCCUCCGAGUCUGUCUCAGUUCUCCUAUCCCGCCCAAAGGUCAGAAGUCCUACCCUACAACCUAUUUGUUGUACGGGUCUUCCUACGGCCAAAUCUGGAAAGCAGCUGGAGCGUUUCUCGUUCGUUUAGACCUCUCCCUUCGGUCAAUCUCAUCCGACGCCUUCAGCUGUCUCGCGUCUUCGCAAAUGGUUCAAGACAUGAGGCUCCUAGCGAGAAUGUUCCAAGAGGUGAAGGGCCGAGCACAAUUGUGCGGAGCGGAGAUGCCAGUGUUGCCCGCCUCGUCGUGCUCCCCCGCGACGAAGCUAGAUCGGGAAGACAGCCUCUCCAGCUCCCCACGCUCCACUCUGGACCCUCCAGAUUUUGGCCGCAGUAGGCACCAUGGCAGCGAGGCGGCAGCUGGUACUUCCGACAGCGCUCCUCGCAUCACCCGGAGCAUCACCAUCAAGCGGCAUCGCCAAGAUCGGGCUCCAGCCGCGCAACACUCCCCCUCGUCGUUCAGCCCCUCAACAAGCUCAGGUAUCUGGUCUUUCGCUGGUACGAGACAGCAGCAGGCAUCACCGCUAGUGUUCGAUUGGUACAACCCUCUGACUCUCUGACGGCAGCAGCAUUACAGCCAAUGGGCUUCCGUGCAACUCGCACUACUGUGUCUGAAGUGUUUAUAGGUAUAUAAGACGCCCAAUCAGGCCGCUCAUGCGUGUGUGAUUCCUGUAGUCAAACCAAGUGAGAGCUUCUUAUAGUAGCGAAGUGUGUGCAGUUGCAGCAGGAUGCAUGGCGCCUGGUUGCAUCCUGUAUGCGAGCAGUGCAGGGUCCCUGGGCGCAUAUGAUACACGGAGCGACUGACGGCAGGUGGGGGGUUAUGAGACACGGAGGAACAUGGGAAGGAUGAGAAAGAGUUGCUACCGUAUGUCCAAACAAUGUAGCCAUGCUUCAUCUGGCUUAGUUGGAUCUCCCUCAAAUCUUUCCUUGUCACCUAUGGAUUGGACUAUCUUUCCCCACA